Molecule: messenger RNA, 1779 nt
Organism: Selaginella moellendorffii
Lineage: Eukaryota; Viridiplantae; Streptophyta; Lycopodiopsida; Selaginellales; Selaginellaceae
Product: beta-amylase 3, chloroplastic
Exons: 4
Coding region: 1-1779 (592 amino acids)
Biological process (GO): polysaccharide catabolic process
Molecular function (GO): beta-amylase activity
Source: RefSeq, a predicted model, not a curated record
AUGGCUUUAGGGGGCCAGUCACAGGCUUGGCUUGCAAAUCCGAUCGCAGGAACAGUGACGAGUCCCACAACCUUGAUAGCGUCUUCAACAAACGGGACUGGUAACUGCUCUUCCUCUUCGCAACACGGCAUCCAGUUUUUGGAGUUCAAGGCGGGGACGGGAAGUAGCAAGCUAUGGUCGCUCUCGAGCAAAGUUUGCAGCCUUUGCUCCGUCUCCCGCGGCAAGAAGUCGAGACUUUCUCUCGGUUUGCCGUUCCUGGCAUCGUCAUCGCCAUCCUCCUCGCCGUUGCCAUCGUCGUCUUCACCUCCCGAGGCACCGUCCAGCAGCGAGAAGAAGUUGCAUUCCUUGCGGCUGACCGGCUUUCCAGCUCUCGAGAAGCAGUAUGCGUUUCUGGACACACCGACGAGCCGGGGCUCCUCGGGAGGAGUUCCCGUCUAUGUCAUGCUUCCUCUCGACAGCGUCAACGUGAACAACACCUUAAACCGGAGGAGGGCCUUGAACGCGGGGCUGAUAGCGCUCAAGAGUGCUGGAGUGGAGGGCGUGAUGGUGGACGUCUGGUGGGGGAUUGUAGAGCGAGAAAAGCCUCAUCACUACAAGUGGUCCGCUUACAAGGAGCUUGUGUCCUUGAUCCAAAAGAAUGGACUCAAGAUUCAAGUUGUCAUGUCGUUUCACCAGUGUGGAGGCAACGUUGGCGAUUCUUGCUAUAUACCUUUGCCACUGUGGGUGCUUGAGGAGGUCCAAAACAAUCCGAACAUUGUGUACACGGACAAGUCUGGCAACAGGAACCAUGAAUAUCUUUCGCUCGGCUGUGACUUUCUUCCUGUUUUACGCGGUAGAACUCCUAUCCAGGCCUACUCCGACUUCAUGCGUAGCUUCAAACACGAAGUCCAAGUAGGACUUGGUCCUGCCGGGGAGCUCCGGUACCCGGCCUAUCCCGAAUACAAUGGAAAAUGGAGAUUUCCCGGUAUUGGCGAGUUUCAGUGCUAUGACAAGCACUGGGGACAAGGAGGCCCUCACGACGCCGGUCACUACAACCAGUGGCCAGACGAUACGGGGUUUUUCAACAGAGACGGCUCAUGGAACUCGCCUUACGGCCAGUUCUUUCUCGAGUGGUACUCCGGGAUGCUCAUCUCUCACGGUGAGCGUGUUCUCUCCGCGGCCGAGGCCGUCUUCCGGGGGGCGGGGAUCAAGCUCGCAGGGAAAGUGGCAGGAGUUCACUGGCACUACGGGACCAAGCCUCAUCCCGCGGAGCUCACCGCCGGGUACUACAACACUCGGCUUAGAGACGGAUACACUGGCCUGGCUCGGAUGUUUGGACGUCACGGGGCGGUCAUGAUCUUCACUUGCUUGGAGAUGCGCGACUUGGAGCAGCCCCCUCACGCGCUCUCGAGCCCAGAGAGCUUGCUCCACCAGGUGGUCUCGGCAUGCAAGCAAGCAGGGAUCUCUCUGGCGGGAGAGAACGCUCUCCCUCGAUUCGACGAGGCUGCGUACGAACAGGUGGUGAAGAAGUCCCGGAUGCAAGAGAGCGAGGAGGAGGACGACUGGAUUUCCGCGAGCUCUGGCGGCUGCUCGUCCACGGCGUGCGAGCCUAUGUGCUCGUUUACGUUCUUGAGGAUGAGCGAGAAGCUGUUUUACAGCGAGAACUGGCACAACUUCGUCCCGUUUGUGAGGAGGAUGGCCGGCGGCCGGGCAUUUCAGGAAGAACACCACGACACCGAGUCACACAUGCACGCUACCAGGCCUGUACAAGAAGCUGCUGCCGCUUUGAUGUGUCACUAG